UUUUGGCCCGUCUGAUGAUGUAAUUUUUAAAUAUUAGUUGAUUGAUAAUUUGAUCAGUUACUUAGUACUUAAAUAGACUUUUUACCAAAGAUUUUUUUACUCUUGAGUAAUUUCUCGGACGGCUACUAUUUACUUUAUACUUCAGUAAAAAUACGUGGAAGUGGUGCUGCUCUUUCUUGGGUCUAAUUUUUGGUUACUCUUUCCUCCUUUGGUAAAAACCAACAGCUCAGAGUUUUUCCACCAAGGGAAAGCCGUUCUUCCACAUCUUGCGUCCCCGCUGACAUCACGUCAACGUUGAUGUAAGUCCAACCUGAGCUAAAAAUAAACGCCAGAUCCACCGAGCCGAGACGAGCGGCGCUCCCAGAAUCCCUCAGGAAACUCUCAGCGUUCCCACUUGGACGUCAUCAACAUCCCAGUUGCCUAGCAUUUCCAAACAUCACUCACCAAGUUAACACCUUAAAAAAAAACAUUACAUAAUAAUAAUAAAAUAAUAAUAAAACAGAAAUUACCCACAGCUUUCUUUAUCAUUGAAACCUGGGAGAAUCUGAUUUCUAGGAAGAUUUAAUCACUUUUAGCUCAAAGUUUGAGUUUGAGUGGAAAAUUGUGUCUAUUUUCUAAAUUUAACUGAGGGACUGGAAUAGUCGGAACAAUAAUGUGUUUGGGUCGAUCUCUUCUCCAUCCAUUCAUGACAGUCAAUACGUCCCAACUGAACUUCCCUGUGGGCAGGAUGAGGCGGGAUGAGGAGGAGGGCCAGAGAGAGAAACUGGUCCACCAUGACGGAAACAGUUUGAGGGAAGGGAGGAGCAGAACGAGUCUAUGAAAAGAGGAGGAGGGAGGGAAAAACUCAGCUGCAUCCAUCACUGCAUCCCUCCACACAGGCUGGCAUCGUUCCUCUCCUGAACCUGGGAAUACGAUCCAAGGCGGACAUGGACGCGGAUAAAUCUUCCUCUGAGAAGUUGGUGCUCGAGUUUAAGGAAGACACCGAACUGACGGAGAUGAUGCGUCGUCGCGUCUCAUCCCUGCAGAAAACCGGCCAGAAGCGUCAGGACGGCGAGCGGCUGCUGCUCCCCCAUGAGGCCGUGCACCGCCUCGACUUCCCCCUGCAGGAGCUCAGCUUCUCCCGCUGGUACUUCUCCCUCUCGGGCCACGGCAGAGUCACCAUCACCGGCAUCUCCCAACACUGGACCCCGGACCUCACCAACCUGAUGACCCGCCAGCUCCUGGAACCGAUCGGGACGUUCUGGAGAAACGCCGAGGACCCGGAGGAUUCGCCGCUCAAGUGUCUGGAGGCCGACAUGCAGGAGUUCGGGGAAAGGAUCGCGGAGCUGGCGAAAGUGAGGAAGGUCAUGUAUUUCCUGUUCGCGUACAAGGACGGGUCCACAGCAGCAAACCUCGACUGCACCAUCGAGUUCAUACCGGAGAAGUAACGCUGCGGGUUCAGUCUUGGUAGAAAAUGUUUAGAUUUCAGCAUAAAUUUUCCCCCUCAAACCCACUAAGCGUUUUUAAAUCUUUGUCUGCAUGUCUGUAACUCCCACUACCAAUUUAUUGUAAUUAUUUCCACACUUAAAGUAUUUUGAUGUAAAACUUUGCUCAUGACAAACUCUACCUUGCUAAUUGCCGCCAUGUUGUUUUUAUCAUGCUACAUGCUACAUGUAGCUCUUCUGGAUGAUUCCUGUUACGGCAUUAAGUUACGUAGUUUGCUGAGUGUUUAUAUUUUUAAACGGAACCUUUUAAAGUGGAUUUUCCAGCCCACAUCGGAUUCUGUUUGGACCGUUUCUCCUCACCGUUUUGAGAUAUCUCUGCCGCCAUCUUUUAUUCGGUCUCAAGGUCUCCGCUUAAGAAUGACCAGCGGCGCCCUCUGCUGGAUGGCGGUCGAACUACAAUACUAAAAGAAGGCCUACGCGGACGUUUUUAGUUAAAAACAAAAAACAAAGUAAAUUUCGUUUCUAAGCAGCUGGUCCUGUUUCAUGCUUUCACACCUCCUCCACUUACAACUGACAAUAAAAUAAACAAUGAGCUUAAAAAAAACGAUGCCUGAUGAAAUCACUUCAUUUCUGACUUUCAGCCAAUUAUUGUGAUAUAGUCUGAAGUUAGUUUGUUCUUUAUGUUAUUCAGUGAAACAGCAGUGAAUGGAAUCUCAAAUAACCACAGUGCAUGCACACUGACCUGACAGGAAACAGAUCAAUGGAGCAAAAUCAAUUUCUGAAAGCUGUUUGUUUUCACUGGGAGGGAACCGACACAAAUCCUGAUUUAUAAAAACUCGUUUUUUCCUUUAGUCUGCAUUUCUGAUGAAGCUGAACUGCAAACACACAAAAUAUUACCAAGUAUUUAUGUUUAGUUUUUAUUUGAAAUAUCUUAGUCCACUUUAAAUAGGACAAAACUUACAAGUAAUUUUUC
Messenger RNA from Xiphophorus couchianus (Monterrey platyfish), 2397 nucleotides. It is a transcript of the gene ompa, whose product is annotated as olfactory marker protein a. The record is from RefSeq and is a predicted model, not a curated record. Gene Ontology annotation, biological process: signal transduction; sensory perception of smell. The coding region runs from base 927 to 1427 and encodes 166 amino acids. NCBI's taxonomy places the organism in Eukaryota, Metazoa, Chordata, Actinopteri, Cyprinodontiformes, Poeciliidae. The transcript is spliced from 2 exons.